AUGAAUUCAAGAUUCAGAGAAGCGCGCCGGCUAGAUUUCAUGAUCAGCUCUUAUAGCGGCACACUUACUGAGAACCUCGAGCGGAGGCUCCAGAAAGCUGCUUCUCUCCCUCCCCUCGAUGACUUCCCACAACAGGAUGCAUGGUGGAUCAAAAAGUUCGCACAGCUUAAUGCCAUCUACGACGUCAGGCUACCUGUAGAACUGCGAUCGUCUCAGCUAGAAGUUAACGCCUUGACAGAACAGGCAGUGAAGAGACUUCUACGUCUGGGGCGAGAUUCAGCCGCUAUUAGGAAGGCAUGGAUCAUUCGCAUGCGCGAAGACUACUCGGCCGAAGGGAAAAAGAACAUCUGGGGCGAGAUGAUGUUAUGGCUGCUCCAUCAUGAUCACGAUGCAGUUUUGCCGACCCUGGAAGCUAUAAGUGGAGGAAAGAAAGCACCUAGCUACGCUGUUGCUGAUAUUCUGGAGCAUUUCAUGAGUAGCCACCUCCAGCGUGCUGAAAGCGACGAGCUUAGAUUACCUCCUGGAUUCCUUUACACUCUAGAAUUCCUCCUGCAACAAAAGAGGACCCUCGGCCGUGCACUAUCUCAAAAAUUUGUGCACCUUGUCUUGACCCACAGUUCCCUUGAGGAGGGUGCUCAGCUGUGGAAGAUGCUUCGUGGAACUGCUUUUAAACCCGCGAGGUUCACAACAUACCACCUCGCAUAUUUCUUUGGCAAACACGGCGAGUAUAAAAUGGCCGUAAGAGAACUACGGAGGCGUAUUGAGCUGGGAGCACCUCCCCGAGACGAGAUUUUCGCGUCCGUCUGCACGCAAAUACUUCGAAGCAGCGCUACCAAAGCAAACGACUAUCCUGCUACAGCCGAGAUUCUGUCGGAAUUGACUACCAUGGGUGUCAAGCUCAACAUUUACCUCUACACAGUGGUCAUGCACAAUGCUGUUGACCAUGGCGAUCUGCAGGCGGCUUUCACCGUAUAUCGACUCUUGCAGCAAAACGGGAUCGAGCCGAACGAUUAUACGUACACUGUCUUGUUGAAGGGCCUUAAGGACGGGAAACACCCCGAAAUGCUCCAAUCAAUCGUAGGGGACGCAGGAAAGGCUCUACCAAACCUCGAAAGACCCCGAGUCGUUGCCACAGACAUCAUCCAUUGCAUCUACCUCCAGCAUUUUGAACCAGCCAGUACAGCAACCACUUUUGCCGAUCUGGCAAAGACCUACCAUGAAUAUUUCGACCCUUCAAUUCCGAUCGCAUUGGGUGUGCCGCCUCAUUUCUUCGGUAAAACCGUUGCUACGACCAUGAGCCCAUCCCCUCAUGCUAUCGCCAUCGUGUUGACAGCUUACCUUAAACUCGUCUCUCGACAGAGCCCGGAGGAGGUGGUCCGCCUCUAUCAUGUUUUUCAGCGCCAGAUCGAGCGCCCUGACAAUCCGGUCAUGUCUUCACUUGGACGAACCGACCACUUCUUCAAUGCCUUCCUCUUCGCCCUGGGGCAGAAUGCCAAUACCCUCCAGAUGGUACCCACAAUUUUGCGUCAGAUGACUGACAAGCGUGUCCAUGCAGUUCCACUUACUUCAAAGUAUACAUGGGAUAUUUUGGUUAAUGCAUUCAUGCGGCAUAAGCAGCCCGAAGCCGCAGAACGGGUGCUUGAAAUCAUGCGCAAGUACAAUCAGGAACCAAAUGAUGUCACUUGGAAUUCUCUUGUUAGAGGGUACGCCCGACUACAGGAGGUCGAUAGAGCUCUGGAUACGAUACGAAAGAUGCAGCUCCAGGAGGUCGAGCUGGAUCUGUCCUCUUUACGCGCUCUUAGUAGGAUGCGGGAGAACGACAGGCUAGCCCAGGGUCUACAGGAGCUCGGCGCGCAGCAACGCAGCCAAGCGGAGGAAGAGCAGGAUUAUUUGGUUCCGGACGACUACCAGGAGGAUCAUAUAGUUCCAGACGACUACGAGGAGGAACCAUCGGUCCUGAAGGAGAUCGAGGAGGAGGAUCGAGAGGAGGCGAUCCGAGAAGAACAGGACGCUGCCCGGUGGACUGGUGCUGGGAGCACCUCCGACUCGAAUGGAAAAGCGCCGGCCGAGGGCAAGCAAACCAGCAGCUGA
Molecule: messenger RNA, 2091 nt
Organism: Lasiodiplodia theobromae
Lineage: Eukaryota; Fungi; Ascomycota; Dothideomycetes; Botryosphaeriales; Botryosphaeriaceae
Product: Pentatricopeptide repeat protein
Exons: 1
Coding region: 1-2091 (696 amino acids)
Molecular function (GO): protein binding
Source: RefSeq, a predicted model, not a curated record